CACACACACACACACACUGACGGACAGACAGACAGACAGGUUCAGACACACAGGCUGAGGCAGACGGACACACACACACACAGACAGACAGACAGGCAGGUGGAAGAGAGGCCGAGGCUGGACAUGUACACUGAGCUGUUAGCAUGAUCUGCACUGGAGGCUAACACACUAACACACACACACACACACACACAGAGCGAUGCAGAGCCUGAGGAUUCCUAUUGGACGGUACAGAUGUCGUCACACCUUUGAUUGACAGACAGCUCACCUGGUGGGCGGGGUCUGCAGGUGGUGGCGAUGUCAAAGAGAGGAACCGGUGGGCGGGCCAAGGGGGAGCGACCUGACGCCAUGGCAACUCUCCAAGCAGCCAAUGAGGAGCUGCGAGCCAAACUGACCGACAUCCAGAUAGAACUACAACAAGAAAAGAACAAGGUGAGUCGUCUGGAGAGAGAGAAGAGCCAGGAGCUGAAGGCGGAGCAUCACCGGGCCACGGUGGCCGUGACGGAGCUCCGAACCAAACUCCACGAGGAGAAGCAGAAGGAGCUGGCCGUCACCAGGGAGACGUUACUACGGCAACAUGAGAUGGAGCUGAUGAGGGUCAUCAAGAUCAAAGACGGAGAGAUUCAACGACUGAAUGGUCUGGUGUUGACGCUGAGGGACGGCUCCACUGACAAGGUGAGGGUCUCUCUGCUGGCGGAGGUGGAGGAGGCCAGGCGGAGCUGGGAGGCGGAGCGUUGCCGCCUUCAGCAGGAGGUCCAGGAGCUGCGAGGCGCCAAACGUGGCGCCGACGAGGCUCUGACGGCGGCUCAGCAGGCCUGCCAGGCCCGAGCGGCCGAACUCAGAUCAGCUCAUCACCAGCACCAGGAGGAGCUGAACCGCACCAAGAAGGACUGUGAACGGGAGAUCCGCCGACUGAUGGAUGAGAUCAAGCUGAAGGACAGAGCUGUCAGUGUAUUGGAUAAAGCCCUGGGGCUGCAGGCUGGCCACGCCCACCGCCUCCAGCUGCAGACUCAGGCAGCUGAGCAGCAAAUCGCAGCCCUCAGAGACGCUCAGAGGGUGGGGCUAAACCACACAGGACACGCCCCUAACACCGCACCUAACACGCCUACUCACAUUUCUCAGGACGACCGUGACACUCGGAGGUUUCAGUUAAAAAUCGCUGAACUGAGCGCAGUCGUCCGAAAACUAGAGGAUCGCAACGCUCUUCUGUCCGAAGAACGCAAUGAACUGCUGAAGAGGUUGCGAGAGGCCGAGAGUCAGUUCCUUCCUCUUCUGGACAAAAACAAACGUCUGAGUAAAAAGAACGAGGAGAUGGCGCUCGCGCUGCGUCGCCUCGACAACAAACUCCGUUUCGUCACGCAGGAGAACCUGGAGAUGGUAACUAUGAGGAGACCCAGCUCACUGAACGACCUGGACCGAAGCCACUCCUCCAGUUACCAUGGUUACAGCCAAGAGGACAGAGAGAUGGAGUUUCUACGGUUACAGGUUCUGGAACAGCAGCACAUCAUCGACGACCUGUCAAAGGCUCUGGAAACCGCUGGUUACGUGAAGAAUGUCAUCGAGCGAGACAUGUUACUGCGAUACCGACGUCAGGAAUCUGUGAGGAGGAAACGAACCUUCAGGGCCUGCAGGGUCAUAGAGACGUUUUAUGGGUACGAUGAAGAGGCGUCGGUGGACUCUGACGGCUCGUCCUUGUCGUUUCACACCGACCGAACCCCAGACACCGAACCAGAAGAAGGAUGUGCACGUGAGGAGGCGGAGCUACGUUACCGUCAGCUGACUCAAGAGUACCAGGCACUGCAGCGAGCGUACGCUUUGUUGACGGAAACAGCCGGAGGAAGCUUCGACGCCGAGAAGGAGAUCAAGACCAGAGAGCAGCUGCUGCUUGAAAUCAGUCGAUAUGAAACAACGGUUGCAGAUCUGGAGUCGGCACUGAAGCAGCAAGGCCUGGACGUGAAGUGGGUGGAGGAGAAGCAGGCGUUGUAUCAGAGGAACCAGGAGCUGGUGGAGAAGGUGAGACACAUGGAAGUUGAAGAGCUGCGGCUGAAGAACGACAUCCAGGACGCCAGAGACCAGAAUGAGCUGCUGGAGUUUCGGAUCUUAGAGCUUGAGGAGAGGGAACGCCGCUCGCCUGGCAUCAACUUCCAACAUCUCCAUUUCCCAGAAGGCCUGAGUCCUCUGCAGAUCUACUGUGAAGCAGAAGGAGUCACUGACAUUGUGAUCACUGAGUUGAUGAAGAAGCUGGACAUCCUGGGAGAUAACGCCAAUCUGUCCAAUGAGGAGCAGGUGGUGGUGAUCCACGCCCGGACGGUGCUCACACUGGCAGAAAAGUGGCUCGAAUCCAUCGAAAUGACAAAGUCGGCGCUGCAGCAGAAGAUGCUGGACAUUGAAAGUGAAAAGGACCUGUUCAGUAAACAGAAGGGGUACCUGGAUGAAGAGCUGGACUACAGGAAGCAGUCCAUGGACCAGGCUCAUAAGAGGAUCCUGGAGCUGGAGGCCAUGCUGUUCGAGGCUCUGCAGCAGGAGGAGAACGCUCGCAUGGAAGGACUGAAGAUGGACGACGGGCGACUGUCCGACACUCUGAGCGAGCAGGAGAGGGAGGGGCUUCGCAGGGCCAUGGACCAAUGGAAACGCACCGUCAUGUGUGAGCUGAGGGAGAGAGAUGCACAGAUUCUGAGAGAGAGGAUGGAGCUGCUGCACCUCAUGCAACAGAGGAACAAGGAGCUGGAGGAAUGUAUCGAAGCACAGAAACGACAGAUCAAGGAGCUGGAGGAAAAGUUUCUCUUUCUGUUUCUAUUCUUCUCUUUGGCCUUCAUCCUCUGGUCCUAACGUCAGUCUGGAUCAGACCAAGGACAGGACGGACCAGAUCCGGGUUCAACCAGCGGCCGCUCCCGCCACAUUCCCAGAAUCCCACUGGGCUGUUUUGACAGCCCACGUUCUGGGUGGGACUGUACUGGUGCUGGACUUCAGUGUUUCUAAUCCGUCCACUGGACCUGAGUGGACCUCAGCAGAAUCAGCCAAGUGGACCACAGGUUCACCUCCGUAGAAACACUUUAGACACUGUUCACAUGGAGAUUUGAUUGGUCUUCAGAUGAGUUAAAGGACCAGUCUGUAAGGUUUAGGACCAUCUACGAGCAGAACGCAGAUAUCGAAGCUCAAAGCAGCGAUGGGGGGGGGGUUUGUUCCAAGAUGGAGACGACUCUAGGUCCAGAUACAGAUCAAUGAGACUAGAAAUGGAAAACAUGGGAUAAAAACGAUAGAUUCCAACAAAAAUGGUGGACUUCCUGUUGGGUUUAGGGCUCUACAACGCUUUUAUACG
This is a messenger RNA of Sphaeramia orbicularis (orbiculate cardinalfish), 3319 nucleotides long. It is a transcript of the gene jakmip3, whose product is annotated as Janus kinase and microtubule interacting protein 3. The transcript is spliced from 23 exons. The record is from RefSeq and is a predicted model, not a curated record. Lineage: Eukaryota; Metazoa; Chordata; Actinopteri; Kurtiformes; Apogonidae. The coding region runs from base 298 to 2829 and encodes 843 amino acids. Gene Ontology annotation, molecular function: microtubule binding; kinase binding.